Molecule: messenger RNA, 2880 nt
Organism: Mastomys coucha (southern multimammate mouse)
Lineage: Eukaryota; Metazoa; Chordata; Mammalia; Rodentia; Muridae
Gene: Tmem69
Product: transmembrane protein 69
Exons: 3
Coding region: 1093-1833 (246 amino acids)
Source: RefSeq, a predicted model, not a curated record
CCUCCUGGGUGGAGGAUUGUUUUCUGGGCAAAUUAGUUUUACUACUUAGAAUGGAGGAAGUAGCCAAAAAAGGGUCCCUACGUAAAUGAACUCUCCUUUUUGUCUUCAGCUUUUUACACAAGGAUCCAAGAACGCUCGAAGUACUUAGUGUCUGUUCCUUUGGCCCGCAGAUGGCAGGUUGGGGCGUGGGAGAGGAGUCUUAGAAUAAACCAUACAGUGGAUAAAUUAAAAAAUGAUGUGACUUCCUUGGAUGACCUCCAAACCCAAAGCCCGUAACGCCACACCUUGAUUCAUAGAAUUCUGAAUGUUGGAUCCCAGUCUUCUGUAUUCCUUAAUGUAACUUCUAGGUAAUAGUAAGAGAAUAAGGUUAAAAACAAAAUCACCCCUUCUUUCUAAAAUAAAAUAAUUCCGUAGACCAACUCCAACUCUCCUCCUAGCUUCUUCCAAUACUGUUACUGGGGUUGUUUCAGAAAUCGUACUCUACCUUCCUGAACUGGUUAGAAAGAAUAUGUGUGUGUGUGUGUGUGUGUGUGUGUGUGUGUGUGUGUGUGUGUGUGUGAGUGUGUUAAACUGGUUAGAAAUCCUGGAAUAGAGACUUGUAAGGUAUCGGCAAGCCGACUUCAAUUAGAAUUAAUAUUUUAGACUAGCCCUCGGGGCUCCAGAGGCAGCUCUGUGGUUAAAGGCACUUGCUGCUCUUACAGAGAGCUUCAGUUCAGCUCUCAGCACCUAUAGUGUGGGAGAUCCAGACCUCUCGCCACAGUAGCACUUGUACUAAAGUGCACGAACACACACAUUAAAAAUAAUGUAAAAUAACUGAGGGAGGGAAGCAUUCAAAACCGGAAAGAGGAGAGUCGGAACUUGCUACCGUUAGUUCCCAACCGGACCCAUUUUCCUGCCCUCAGGAAGUGGGGGCUGUGUGAUUCCAGUUGCCGGAAGUGUUGUUUCGGUGUUUCUGGUUGAAUUUGUUGUUCGACUUUUGCGCCGUGCGAUGGUGGCAAGACAUUGCUUCAAAUUCAGCCAUCCCCCUCAACUGUAAAAAUAUAUGAAUCAGAAUUGCUUCUUCCCUGGACAAAACUCUGAGUAGAGACCAGAAUGCUUCACUUCAUCCAGAAAAUUUCUGGAGCAUCUUCAAAGAUGCUGAAGAACCCUUUUACAGUGAGACUCAGAGCAGGCAGAAUUGAUAUACUUUCUCCCAAGACAUGUCUUCGGCAGAACUUUUCUUCUUUGUCUCCAAGAACUUGGCUUUCCCCAUCAUUUCAAGUGUGUAUGAGGAAGAUACAGUGCUAUCAUGCGUCACCAUGCAACUUUAAAAAGCAGAAGGAGGCAGUCCUUCCUCCAAGGAAACGAAGGACCAUCACGUACCUACUUGAUAGCCCAAAGCCAGCCUUAUAUAUAACUCUGGGGGCGUUAAUCCCCUUUACUGCUCCCCCACUCCUCAUGGUAAUAACAAAGUCUUAUAUCCCCAUACUAGCUUUUACUCAGAUGGCUUAUGGAGCCGGUUUCCUAGCUUUCUUGGGAGGGAUCAGAUGGGGCUUUGUUCUGCCAGAAAGUAGUCCAGCCAAACCAGACUACAUUAAUUUAGCUAGUAGUAUGAGUCCUGUUUUGUUUUCAUGGUCAGCCAUCCUAUUUUCUGACAGACUCGAUGAAGCCAUAGUCACAUUAAUAAUAGGUUUAGGGAUAGCAUUACACAAUGAACUUUUCCUCUUACCAGAUUAUCCCAACUGGUUCAAAGCCUUAAGGAUUGUAAGUACUUUAGUGGCUUUUAUCUCAUUUGUAGUCACUUUGAUACUUGAAAACAUUUAUCCAGAAAAAGGGCCCAAGAGACUUAGUUAAGUAGAAAUAUAAAACUAUUUUCUUGAUAUUAUUUACAGUGUCUGUGGAGGCCAGAAGGCUGUUGAAUCCCUUGGAUCUAGCUUUACAGAUGGUUCUGAGCCAUUUAGUGUCUAGGCUUGGAGCUAAAUUUGGGUCUAUAGCAGUAUAUAGUCUUGAGCAUUUAGCCGUUGCAUUUUAGCAUCACAAUUCUGUUCCUCUUGUUUGGCUCCUUUUUCCCCCCUCCCACUGGUAGGAAUUUAUUCUUCAGACAUAGUUUUUGUUUUCUAAAGAGUAUUUUUUUUUUAGCCAGAUGGUGGUAGCACAAAUUUUUAUCACAGCAGAAAGGAGGAAAAAGCAGGUGGAUCUCUUGAGUUUGAGGCCAACCUGGUCUAUAAAGUGAGUUCCAGGAAGGCCAAGGUUACACAGAGAAACCCUGUCUCAAAAAGACAAAACCAAAAAAAAGUUACAGAUAUCCAUCUGCCUUUGCCUCCUGAGUGUUGGAAUUAUAAAAAUCAUUAAGUAACUUAUCUGAAAUUUUUCCUAAUUCCUUGUUAUGUCAUGUAAGGUUAGUUUACCUUUUUUUGUGUGUGAAUUGUAUGUACCUAAACAUUUCAGUGUCUUGAUUAUACUGAGAACAGUAAAAGACAAGAUGAAAAAUCCUAUAUUAGAGUCUAGCAAUCAUGAAGUCAUAUUUAAUGAAAAGAAUCCUACUUGUAGUGGUUUGAAGAGAUUUAGCCCCCAUAGACUCAUGUGUUUGAAUGUUUGGCCUUGUUGGAGGAAGUGUGUCACUGUGGAAGUAGACUUUUGACCCUCCUCCUAGCUGCCUGGAAGGCAGUCUUCUUCUGGUUACCUUUGGUACAAGAUGUAGAACUCUUAGCAGUGCCAGUGCUGCCAUGAUCCUGCUUUGAUGAUAAUGAACUGAACCUCUGAACCUGUAAGCCAACCCCAAUUAAAGUUGUCCUUUAUAAGAGUUGCCUUGGUCAUGGUGUCUCCUCACAGCAAUGGGAAUCUAAGGCACUACUAAGAAGUUCAUGACACCUUGAAAAUAAAAGUCAAGUUUUCUGUCAA